AUGGAAAGUCCAGAACAAGGAGAAGAAGGAAGCAGACAAGGAGCUUUGAGAUUAAAAGUUCAGGACAGUAGAAAAGUUAAAAAUAAGGGAUAUAUUGACCUUCAUCAUGAACAUUAUCUGCUUGAAUGUAUUUCUGCAGAAAGUAACGUUGACCUUACUAUCGACUCUAUACGACAGGCUCUAAAAAAACCUGGUAUUCUUAAAUUGCUAUGUGAAAAAAUUGUUGCAUCUUGCUUCAUACCCGAAAGAUCUUUACGUUUGAAUAGGAAAUUUACACCUUCGUUUGCACAGCAGUUGCACCGACAAAUUGGAAAUGAAUUGAUUAAUAACGCAGGUCAAUAUAGAACGCGACAUGUUAUGGCGGCACAAGAAAACCAUGUAUAUAUUGCACUGGAUUUAAUCGAGGAUAAAAUGAAUGAGUUAUUCUGUCAAUGUAGACAGAAAUUUGGAAGGACAGACUUGCAGUUGGAGAAAAAACGGAAGAGUAGCAAGAUUGCUUUUGAGUUACCUCUUAUCAAAAUUCACAGUGCACGGUAUCAAGAACCAUUUAAUCCCAGUGCACUUACAACUUUUAUACUUGAAUGUGUAUACAAGACAUCUUAUAACAUAUGUGUAGUGAUGGAUAUUGAUAUUCAAGAUUAA
Scutellospora calospora is the source of this 642-nucleotide messenger RNA. The record is from the annotation of a GenBank genome assembly. Lineage: Eukaryota; Fungi; Glomeromycota; Glomeromycetes; Diversisporales; Gigasporaceae.